Molecule: messenger RNA, 585 nt
Organism: Trichomonas vaginalis G3
Lineage: Eukaryota; Parabasalia; Trichomonadida; Trichomonadidae
Product: iron superoxide dismutase
Exons: 1
Coding region: 1-585 (194 amino acids)
Biological process (GO): superoxide metabolic process
Molecular function (GO): metal ion binding; superoxide dismutase activity
Source: RefSeq, a predicted model, not a curated record
AUGUUCACAAUGGAGCAUCCUUCCUACUUGAAGACUGGUCUUCCAGGCUUCUUAACACAGCACGCUGUCGAGAUCCACGUCACAAAGCACCACCAAGCUUACAUCGAUACAGCUAACAAGCUCAUCGUUGGUUCUGGCCUUGAAGGCAAGUCCAUCGAGGAAGUUAUCCAGAAGGCUCAGGGCCCACUCUUCAACAACGUUGCCCAGCACUUCAACCACUCCUUCUUCUGGAAGUGCCUUACACCAGAAAAGGUUGAUGUUCCAUCAAAGGUCGCUGAUGUCCUUGCUUCUAACUUCGAAUCCGUCGAGAAGUUCAAGGAAACAUUCACAGCUAAGGCUUCAACAGUCUUUGGCUCCGGCUGGUGCUAUCUUUACAAGAACAAGGAUGGCAAGUGCGAAAUCGGCCAAUACUCUAACGCUGUUAACCCAGUCAAGGAUGGCCACAAGCCACUCCUCACAGUCGAUACUUGGGAGCACGCCUGGUACAUCGAUUACGAGAACAGAAAGGCUGAAUACUUCAAGAACUUCUGGAACCAUGUUAACUGGAACUUUGUUGAACAGAACAUGAAGAAUGCCGGACUUUAA